AUGCGCCUCUCGCCUCCCCGCGCGUGCAAAUCUCGCCUCCCCGCGCGUGCGAAUCUCGCCUUCACGUGUGUCCUCCUUUCCCCUUCCUUCUCUUCUCAUCUAGCCGCAAUCGUCGCCCAGCCUCCACUCGCUGCCUCUCCUUUUCUUCUCCUCCCGCCCCCCCUCUCCUCCUCCCACCAUGCCUUCCCCUCCUCCCGUCACCCCCCUCCUCCUCCCGCCAUGCCUUCUCCUCCUCCCGCCACCGCCUCUCCUCCUCCCACCAUGCCUUCUCCUCCCGCCACCCCCUCUCCUCCUCCCGCCAUGCCUUCUCCUCCUCCCGUCAACCCCUCUCCUCCUCCCACCAUGCCUUCUCCUCCUCUCGCCACCCCCUCUCUUCCUCCCACCAGGCCUUCUCCUCCCGCCAUGCCUUCUCCUCCUCCCGCCACCCCCUUUCCUCCUCCCACCAUGCCUUCUCCGUAUGCCACCCCCUCUCCUCCUCCCACCAUCCUCUCUCCUUCCCCCGCCAUGCCUUCUCCUCCUCUCGCCAUUCCUUCCCCUCCUCACGCCACCCCCUCUCCUCCCCUCGCUAUGCCUUCUCCUCCUGCCACCCCCUCUCCUCCUCCUGCCAUGCCUUCUCCUCCUCUCACCAUGCCUUCUCCUCCUCCCGACACCCUCCCUCCUCCCCUCGCCACCCCCUCUCCUCCUCCCGCCAUGCCUUAUCCUCCUCCCGCCAUGCCUUCUCCUCCUCCCGCCAUGCCUCCUCCUCCUCACGCCAUGCCUUCUCCUCCCGCCACCCCUUCUCCUCCUCCCGCCAUGCCUUCUCCUCCCCCCGCCAUGCCUUCUCCUCCUCCUGCCAUGCCUUCUUCUCUCGCCAUGCCUUCUCCUCCUCCCGCUACCCCCUCUCCUCCUCCCACCAUGCCUUCUCCGUAUGCCAUCCCCUCUCCUCCUCCCACCAUCCUCUCUCCUCCUCCCACCAUGCCUUCCCCUCCUCCCGCCACCCCUUCUCCUCUUCCUACCAUGCCUUCUCCUCCCACCAUGCCUUCUCCUCCUCCCGCCACCGCCUCUCCUCCUCCCGCCAUGCCUUCUCCUCCCCCCACCAUGCCUUCUCCUCCCCCCGCCAUGCCUUCUCCUCCCACCAUGCCUUCGCCUCAUCUUGCCACGCCUUCUCCUCCCGCCACCCCCUCUCCUCCACCCACCAUGCCUUCUCCGUCUCCUGCGAUGCCUUUUCCUCCUCCCACCAUGCCUCCUCCUCCCACCAUGCCCUCUCCUCCUCCCACCAUGCUGUCUCCGGCUCCCACCAUGCCUUCUCCUCCUCCCGCCACCCCCUCUCCUCCACCCACCAUCCCCUCUCCUCCUCCCGCCACCGCCUCUCCUCCUCCGCCCACCAUGCCCUCUCCUCCUCCCACCAUGCUGUCUCCGGCUCUUGCCAUGCCUUCUCCUCCUCCCGCGACCCCCUCUCCUCCUCCUGCCAUGCCUUCUCCUCCCACCAUGCCUUCUCCUCCUCCCGCCACCACCUCUCCACCUCCCACCAUGCCUUCUCCUCCCAACGCCAUGCAUUAUCCUCCUCCUGCCAUGCCUUCUCGUCCUCCUGCCAUGCCUUCUCCUCCUCCUGCCAUGCCUUCUCCUCCUCUCACCGUGCCUUCUCCUCCUCCCACCAUGCCCUCUCCUCCUCCCGCCAUGCCCUCUCCUCCCGCCAUGCCCUCUCCUCCUCCCGCCACCCCCUCUCAUCCUCUCACCAUCCUGCCAAGCCUUCUCCUCCUCCCACCAUGCCUCCUCCUCCCACCAUGCCUUCUCCUGCUCUCGCCAUGCCUUCAUUCACCCCCCGCAACCCCCGCUCCUCAUCCCGCCAUGCCUCCUCCUCCUCCCACCAUCCCCUCUCCUCGCCCCGCCACCCCCUCUCCUCCUCCCACCAUGCCUUCUCCUCCUUCCGCAACCCCCUCUCCUCCACCCACCAUCCCCUCUCCUCCUCCCUCCACUGCCUCUCCUCCUCCGCCCACCAUGCCUUCUCCUCCUCCCACCAUGCUGUCUCCGGCUCUUGCCAUGCCUUCUCCUCCUCCCGCGACCCCCUCUACUCCUCCUGCCAUGCCUUCUCCUCCUCUCACCAUGCAUUCUCCUCCUCCUGCCAUGCCUUCUCCUCCUCCCACCAGGCCUUCUCCUCCUCCCGCCACCCCCGCUCAUCCUCUCACCAUGUCCUCUCCUCCCACCAAACCUUCUCCUCCUCCCGCCACCUCCUCUCCUCCUCCCACCAUGGCUUCUCCGGUUCCCGCAAUGCCUUCUCCUCCUCCCACCAUGCUUCCUCCUCCCACCAUGCUUCCUCCUCCCACCAUGCCUUCUCCUGCUCUCGCCAUGCCUUCAUUCACCCCCCGCAACCCCCUCCCCUCCUCAUGCCAUGCCUUCUCCUCCUCCCACCAUGCCUUCUCCUCCACCCGCCACCGCCUCUCCUCCUCCUCCCACCAUGCCUUCUCCUAUCCUCCUCCCGCCACCCCCUCUCCUCCUCCUGCCAUGCCUUCUCCUCCUCCUGCCAUGCCUUCUCCUCCUGCCAUGCCUCCUCCUCCCGCCAUGCCUUCUCCUCCUCCCACCAGGCCUUCUCGUCCCGCCACCGCCUUCUCCUCUUGCCAUGCCUUCUCCUCCCACCCUGCCUUCUCCUCCUCCCGCCACCCCCUCUCCUCCUCCCACCAUGCCUCCCCCCCCUCCCGCCUUGCCUUCUCGUCCUCCUGCCACUCCUUCUCCUCCUCCCUCAUCUCCCCCCUGCUUCCCACCAUUUCCCCGCCUGCUUCCCCUAUUUCCCCCCUCUGCUCCUCACUACCCAUCUUCUCAACUUUCCCACCUCCGCUCUUUUUCCCCCUCUGCUUCUCUUCUUCCCCUCUUCUCCCCCCCGCUUUAUGA
Closterium sp. Yama58-4 is the source of this 2865-nucleotide messenger RNA. NCBI's taxonomy places the organism in Eukaryota, Viridiplantae, Streptophyta, Zygnematophyceae, Desmidiales, Closteriaceae. The record is from the annotation of a GenBank genome assembly.